This is a messenger RNA of Prunus armeniaca (apricot), 297 nucleotides long. The record is from the annotation of a GenBank genome assembly. Lineage: Eukaryota; Viridiplantae; Streptophyta; Magnoliopsida; Rosales; Rosaceae.
AUGAGUAAGGUUCAGUAUGCAAGCGCGGUAGGGUUUCUCAUAUACACAAUGGUUUGCACAUGCCCUGACUUAGCUCAAGCUGUGAGUGUAGUUUCAAGAUACAUGGCAAUCUGGGCGAAAAACAUGGAAUGCGAUUAUGCAGGAGACAUAUACAAGAGGAGAUCCACCGCGGGGUAUGUUUUCACUUGUGGUGGAGGACUGAUUAGUUGGAGAGUGGUGCUACAAUCAGUUACUGCUUUGUCUACUACUGAAGCUGAGUAUAUGGAGGAAGCAUUAAUGGCUAACAAGAUUGGCUAA